UAGGCCCGAAACGUCAGCUUUUGUGCUCCUGAGAUGCUGCUUGGCCUGCUGUGUUCAUCCAGCCUCACAUUUUAUUAUCCUGGAACUCAUCACAUGCUGUAGUGCAGCAUUUAAAAAGACUGAUAAAAUGGAGCCAGCAUACCUCAUAUUCCGUGUGACCGCAGGAGCUGGGAUUUACCUGUCAGCGAACCGCUUACAGAGUAUUCCUACCUUUCUUAGCUCCAGAAAAAUUUGUUAAGUUCUUUUUGAAUCAUGUAACGAGCCUGUCCCGAUGCUUCACUGCCUGCUGUUCGCUAGGUGGCACGUUCUUGGAGCACUUGUCCCAAAGUUAACGUUUGAUCGGAUCAUUGAUUGGGACUCCCUCAGCAAACAGAGCUCAGCUCUCAGGGCUGCUAGCGUUAAUUGAAGACCGUAAGCUACCCUCUCGGCAUGACCGACAAACUGACCUACAUCAGUUCGAGGGAGGUUGAAGAGCUCCUUCAAGACUCGGAGCUGCUCCCGGGGCUGGAGAGAGCUCUGGUCAAUUUCUCGAGUGAAGGCGGCGGAGUGGAACAGCCAGUCCGGAGCACGGUGCCUGUGGCCAAGUACAACGGUUUUUUAGGAGUGAUGCCAGCAUACAGUGCAAAGGAUGAUGCCUUGGUAACAAAACUUGUCAGAUUUUAUCAAACUAACAGCUCUGACACCACUUCUCAUCAUGCAACAGUGCUGCUGUUUGACCCAAGCAAUGGCAUCUUAAAGGCAGUGAUGGAUGGAGCAGUGAUCACCGAAAAGCGAACUGCUGCAGUUUCUGCGAUAGCAACCAAGUAUCUCAAGCCUAAGAACCUGGAUGUAUUAUGUAUCCUGGGAGCUGGAUCGGUGGCUGUCAGUCACUAUGAAAUCUUCACCAAAAUGUUUCCUUUCAAGCAGGUAAGGGUGUGGAGCCGAACUCGAGAACGGGUUGAAAAGUUUGCGAAAACAGUUGGGGGACCAGUGACAAUUUGUGCCUCAGCAAAAGAAGCUGCUCUCGAUGCUGAUGUGGUGAUAACAGUCACCAUGGCAACAGAGCCCAUUCUGUUUGGAGAAUGGGUAAAACCUGGAGCCCACGUUAAUGCUGUUGGAGCUUGUCGACCAGACUGGCGAGAGCUGGAUGAUGGACUAAUGAAGAAUGCUGUCUUGUAUGUGGAUAGCAGAGAAGGAGCCAUGAGGGAGUCAGGAGAUGUCAUCCUUUCGGGCGCUGAAAUCUUUGCAGAACUGGGAGAAGUGGUGAAAGGAACCAAACCUGCUGUGUGUGACAGGACCACAGUUUUCAAAUCAUUGGGUAUGGCCAUUGAAGACACAGUCACCGCCAAACUGGUUUAUGAUUGUUGGGAAGUUAAAAACAAACAGAAAUCCUAACAUUUUACGAAGUACAAUUUUCAUUUUACAAAAUAUUGUUCCACUAAAUCGGAUGAUGUUGAAUCAGAAUAAUGAGACUAUUCAAACAAAUUAAAGACGUAUUUACUUUAGCCUGUGAAAACACAAAUCUAGUGUUAACAAGUUAAAAAAAACUCUCAACUUGUACAAAUACAGUCAGUUGUCAAAUUUCAGUCCAGCUGUUACCAGUGUUUGUUACAUGCUUGAUUUCAUAAUGUUAUGAAAUGAUACAAAAUGCCCAUUGUGUUUGUGCCACAACACUGAAAGAGCCUCUUUCUUUCCCCAAAGCCAUGCACACAUCUGCUUUAAAAAGUAAUCUCUAAUUACAAUUGUGUUUUACAGAAAAACCUUGUAUUAAAUUGUUGAAAAGCAAAGGAGUGAUGGUUGCAAAAAUAUUAGUCAAAUUGAUACACUAUGUCCUUACAAAGUAUGGAGGCUGAAUUAUUAAUGACAUUACCAGUUUACAGUACAUAACUAGAAAUAAAAAGCCUUGUCACUUUUUUUAAUAGUAUAGUCCAUUUUUGUGGGAAAUGACAAUUUAUUUUCACAUGAUCUUUGCACACAAUUGAAUCAUGAUCCAUAAACAGAAUCUGACAGCACUUGGAUGAGGCUGUGAAGAGGUGGGAUGGCAGUUUACUUCAGUGGGGAACAUGGGUUUGUAGAUGGGAGCUUGGUUAUGGAUAAAAUUGGCAAGAUACAUAUUCAGCUUUUCACACGUCCCUCUCAAAUUAGUUGUGGGAUCAAUUUGGGAACAUUUUCCAAAAUUGGAAGCUAGAUUGUCCUCUGAGUGACAGUUUUGCAAAUGUAACAUCUGUGGAAGUUGUCUCAAGCUUGAAGAGAUGUUUCCAACUCUUGAGAUUCCACUUAACUGUGGAUUAGCUAGGUUUCUGUUUUUGCUGCUUUAUUUAUUACUGGCCAUAAUGAGACUGUUUGGUUCAUCCACUUUGACUGCAUCCAUUUAGAUAAUUCAAUCUUCCUUUGUUUAGGCACAAAUGCUACACAAUGCAGAAAACCAUUUAUUAUAACGGAGGACUGGAGCGAGGAGUGCAGACAGUCCAAGGAUAUGUCCUUUACCACUGGCGGGACAGACCCACCUGAGGUGAUGGAAUGGCAUUUUUUGGUCAAUAGAGUUGCCCUGGAGUUCCCUAGGACAUAGACUCCGGACCCUCUGAAGUCUCAUGGUAUUAAGUCAAACAAAGCAGAAAUAAUCUUUUUCCGUGGUCCGAGCGGCAGACUGAUACUUUUCAGAUCGCCAUCAGUGCACAGCAUGAGGGAGUCCAGGUCAAUCUGCUCUCUUGCCAGGAAAGGGAUGAACUCUGUCAUAUUCUGACAGGCCAAGAAGGUUUCAAGUGGUGUCGUCUCAGGCUCAUCAUCAUCCAGACCGAUAUCAUCUUCGUUCCAGGGCAAAUCAUCUUCCUCUUCUUCACUGAAAGCUUCAAGAUCUGGAGACAUUUCCUUGGGCUUCAACACUAUGCUGCGCAAUUUGGAACCAAUGUCUUCUACUUCAUUACUGCUGAACAUUUCCUCUUCCACGUUUAAACCCAGAACAAAAUUCCGCCUGAAGAGCAUAUUUCCCAAUCCUGGUCGAUUGAAGAGAGACUCAUGACCGAAGUUGUUAUCAUAGUCAGAGGAUUUCAAAUCAGAAGAAGCUGCAUUCUCUUCAUCUCCUUCAUUAAACACAUCCAGUACAUUGGCCCGAAUCCCAAUGUCUCGUUCUUGCUUUACAAAAAUGACAUCCUUUUCUAGUUGCUGCUGAGUGAAGCUUUUGCUGUUAUCCUUCUUCUUAAGUCUCUUCUGCAGAGAUCCUUUGAUAAUGGAAGAAAUGGUACCUUUGUGUUGUGGUUCACUUACUGUAGAGAGGUUGCUGACACUGGAUAUAGUUCCUUGCUGUACUGAAGAAGCAGCACCUUCACUUUGGGCUUCCAUCUCCCGGCUAUACUUCUUGUUCAUCCGAUUUUGGUGCUUUUUCUUGCGUUUUUCACACAGUUUGAUUUGUUUCUCACUGUCCUUUACUGCCUUUUCUUUUAGCCUGGCCACCUGUUUCGGAUUCAUGGUGAUGUGCUUGGUGGCAGCUGUGUCCAGGAAGCGGACACAUUCCAUUCGAUCCUUACUGGCAGCAGCAUCCAUGGCAGAAUGGAAAUCAUUGUCCAAAGCCCAAAUAUUUGCACCAAAGUUAACCAAGAAAGUGACAAUGUGAAGGUGGCCAUUGGUUGAAGCGUGGUGCAGAGGUGUAUUGCCCCAGAUAUCACAGAUAUCAGGAUCGCCACUGAAGUACAAGCACAAAGAGUUGAUUUGAUACAGGGUUUUACAUAAUGUCGUGAGUCUUUUGCUUCAAAUUCUCAAACUACACAUUUUUCCUAGCACUGGUAGUACAUGUUGAUCUGGGUUAUUAACCUCCUGAUUCUUUACCCAAGUUGUCAUUCUUGAUACUUUGCCUCAGACAGUGAGUGCUGAGUUGACCUUAAAAGACAUCAUGGGCAAGUCUGAUCUAACCUACAAUUUGAAUGGGAUGCUUAUGCCUGCAGUAGCCGAGAGUAGCUUAGUGAAGACCAGCUCAUUUAAUGGAGACUAGAACCUAAGUCUAGGGUAUGUGUCCAACUGAGCAGGACAAGUAAUAACUAGGCUAACAGACACACUCAGCACUUCCAAUAACUAGUGCAGCAGACUAUGCCCACUGCUUACAACUUUGGCACUCUGCCCUCUGAGUCAGAAGGAUAUGGGUUCCAAUUCCACUCCAAAAACACGAGCACUUAAUCCAAAUGGGCCCUUCAUUAUAGUACUGAAGGAGUUCUAGACUGUUAGGAGGUGCUAAUCCUGCGGAUGAGAUAGUAAAUGUGGCCCUAUCUGUGUUCUUAAGUGGACAUAAAUGAUCCCAAUAAAUUAUUCAAAGAAGAGUAGGCAAGCUCAUCCCCAUGUUGUGGACAAUAUUUAUCCCUUGAUCAAUCACUGAAUCAGAUUGUCUGGUCAUCAUUACAUUGCUCUUUGUGGAGUUUGCUGUGUAUAAGUUGGCAGGUUGUGAUACAAACAUCACAAAAGUGAUUACACUUCAUAAAGUACUCAAUUAAAUGUACAGCACUUUGGGGUACAUGUGGUUCUGGUGGACAAUGGUAUAAAAAUGCAUACUUUGUGCUUUUUCCCCUCUCUCCCAUGUGAUUGGAGUGCUUGGCACAUUGAACCCUUGACAAAGUUUGACAGUGACCGGCAAAUAAUCUAUAUCUGUCGUGACUUUGAGCAAUGCUGCAGGUAGACAUGCCUGAUCCGUGACUUUACAAUCAUGAUUUGUGACAUCAAUUCACGUUGAUGAGAGGCACACCCCUGACACAUUACAUCACAAUGUAUUUCUGUGGAUUCCUCUGCUGUUUAAUUACAAAAAUAUUUAUUUUAUAUUAAUUUGGAUUCUUUCUGUAAUGGGAUCUUUCCCCCAUAUAACAAAUAGUUCAAGGAAAGUUUGUCAACUGAGAACCUGCAACAUUGUCUGAAUGUCUAUUACCUCAAAGCACUUUUACAAAAUAAAUUCUCAAUUAAAGGAAAUAUAAAUUUAAAAAUAAUGAUUAAACUGCUUCAAAUAAACAUUGAAUGACUUGCAAUUAUAUACAGCCUUUCACAAAGUCAAAAUGUUCCAAAAACUUUCCAAAUAAAGAACGACUUUUUUGUGCAGAGACUUUUACAGUAGGAGAUUUGAUAGCCAAUUUGUGUUAAACGAGCUUCCACCGACAGUAAUAAUAUAAUGUUUGGACUAUAGUCUUCGUGACGUUUAAAGACGAAUGUUGGACUGAGCUGCAGGGAUACUCCUCCUGUCCUUCAAAAUAGAACCGUGGGACCUUUUACAUUGCCCUGCUUAGGCCUUAGUUUAAGGACUCAUAAUGAAAGAAAGCAUCUCGAACAGUGCAGCACUCUCAGAUCAGUUCAGCCUGGAUGAUUUAAAGCGAUUGCAGUGUAUCUUAAUCUACAAUCCUCUUCCCCUCUGAAACAGAUGAUCAUUUUAUUUGGAAAAAGAACCAUGAAGGGUAACAUAAAAGAGUCAGGUUGUGACACUCACCCUCUGCUGCAGAUGAGCUGCAGAGCCUCCAAAUGGCCGUGAUAUGCCGCCCAAAGCGUCGGGGUCAUUCCGUCCUCAUCGGGACUGUUCAGAUCCCUCUUUGUGGCCUCCUUCAGGGGACCGAGGUAGCCAUCCCUGGCCGCUUUGUGGUACCUCUCAGUCAUGGCUCAAAUCCUGAGGCUGGCCUUCACACACUCACAGCGUUCGCAGCUGGAGGGAGCAGCCAGUGAGCGAGGACCGGGAGAUGGAGUGGCACCGCCCAGGGUGGGAACAAGGUCCACUCUCCAGAGAGUGCAGAUUUAAGGCAGGCCAGCUGACGAGAUUAUCAGGUGUUGUUUCCCCCGUUACUUCCUCCUGUUUCUUGAGCACAUUUAUGUGAUUUAAACAUUGUUUAAUGUAAAUUGCAGUCUGCAAAAGGGCACCAUUUAUCUGCCUAAACUGAAAACCAAACGAAUGUCUGUGUUUGCAUGUUAGUUAUCCCUUCCAUUGUUUAUCCGUUAAAUACUUCAACUGUUUUUGCAUUUUCGCAAUAAAUACUUCAACUGUU
Stegostoma tigrinum is the source of this 5978-nucleotide messenger RNA. It is a transcript of the gene crym, whose product is annotated as crystallin, mu. Gene Ontology annotation, molecular function: thyroid hormone binding. Gene Ontology annotation, biological process: thyroid hormone metabolic process. Gene Ontology annotation, cellular component: cytoplasm. Bases 430 to 1374 code for a protein of 314 amino acids. The transcript is spliced from 10 exons. NCBI's taxonomy places the organism in Eukaryota, Metazoa, Chordata, Chondrichthyes, Orectolobiformes, Stegostomatidae. The record is from RefSeq and is a predicted model, not a curated record.